GGAGUCCUAGACGAGGCGCUGCGCCCAAGCGGCUCCGGGGGCCAGAGCUGAGCGCCCCGGGGUGACACUUACCCAGGCCCAGCACAGGGAUGCUGAGGCCGUUGGCGAGCGGCAGCGCUAGUCCGCCCCGCGCGCGGGAGGCCACGAGGCGCCGCGGCCACCCGCGCAGCCGCGGCACCAUCCACCACCUCGGCCCGGCCCUGCCCCCUCCGCAGAGGAGCCCGUGCCCGCCCCGGCCCGGCUCCUGCCCCCGGCCCUUGUCGCAAAACGUCGCAAAGCGGCAGGUUCGCACCGGCCCGGCGGGACCACGCAGGUUACAAAAUUCACACCCUGGAGCUGGCAUCUCACCUGCUGCCCCAGUUAAAAUGCUUUAUCUGAUUGGACUGGGGCUGGGAGAUGCUAAGGAUAUUACAGUGAAAGGGCUGGAGGUUGUAAAGCAGUGUCACAAAGUGUAUUUGGAAGCCUACACAUCCAUGCUGACUGUAGGGAAAGAAGUUCUGGAGGAGUUUUAUGGAAGGGAAUUGAUUCUGGCAGACCGAGAAACAGUGGAACAAGAGGCUGAUAACAUUUUAAAAGAUGCUGAUCUAUUUGAUGUUGCUUUUCUUGUAGUUGGUGAUCCAUUUGGGGCCACAACACACAGCGAUCUAGUUCUACGUGCAGUAAAGCUGGGGAUUCCAUACAGGGUUAUUCAUAAUGCUUCCAUAAUGAAUGCAGUGGGCUGCUGUGGAUUACAGUUGUACAAUUUUGGAGAAACAGUGUCUGUAGUUUUCUGGACAGAUGCAUGGAAACCAGAAAGCUUUUUUGACAAGAUCGGAAAGAACAGGCAGAAUGGAAUGCACACACUAUGCUUACUUGACAUUAAAGUAAAGGAGCAAAAUCUGGAGAAUCUGAUGAAGGGAAAAAAGAUUUAUGAACCUCCACGAUACAUGAGUGUGAACCAAGCUGCAGAACAGCUUCUAGCUAUUGUUCAAAACCGGAGGCUCCAAGGAGAAGAACCAGAAAUUACUGAAGAUACCAUCUGUGUUGGCCUAGCAAGGGUGGGUGCCACAGAUCAGAAAAUUGCUUCAGGCACAUUACAGGAGCUGUCCACAGUGGAACUAGGCGGCCCACUACAUUCCAUGAUCAUAACAGGAGCUAUGCAUCCACUGGAGAUAGAAAUGCUUAAACUUUUUGCUGUGGAUAAAUUAAGUUUUGAGAAUAAAAUGUGUCAAAGAAAUACAUGAAUAAAGGUGCCUUUCCUAGCCCUCUG
Messenger RNA from Gavialis gangeticus (Gharial), 1249 nucleotides. It is a transcript of the gene DPH5, whose product is annotated as diphthamide biosynthesis 5. The transcript is spliced from 8 exons. Gene Ontology annotation, biological process: protein histidyl modification to diphthamide. Lineage: Eukaryota; Metazoa; Chordata; Crocodylia; Gavialidae. Gene Ontology annotation, molecular function: diphthine synthase activity. The record is from RefSeq and is a predicted model, not a curated record. Bases 90 to 1223 code for a protein of 377 amino acids.